Molecule: messenger RNA, 9499 nt
Organism: Loxodonta africana (African savanna elephant)
Lineage: Eukaryota; Metazoa; Chordata; Mammalia; Proboscidea; Elephantidae
Exons: 6
Coding region: 1-1320 (439 amino acids)
Source: RefSeq, a predicted model, not a curated record
AUGGAGACAACGCCUCCAGGCAAUCGCGGUCAAAGGCAGGAUUUCCGUCGGGGCGGCCAGCAAUUCCCGGAUCCCGAGGGGAAAGCGGACCGAGACUGCCACCGGGGGCGGGGGGGAGGAGGCACCCAGAGAGGCUGGUCCCUGCUGAGAGCCUCCCUCAGCCCUCCUCCCACGUACUCCCAGGCCCCUGUCUCCAGCCCCUUGUCCCAUCUGAAGCCCCCGCAUACCUGGUCCAGGGGAAGCCGGUUCUGGCGACCCCCGGGCAAGCCACCUGGCGCUUCCAGCAGUGCCGAGUGCCGACAGAAGGCCGUCACUCUCCAGUUCAGCCACAAGCAGUCCUUCAGUGUGGGCUACAAGUUAAUGCCAGUGACCAUGGCCUUGAGGGUCAACAUUCACUGCCUCCUCAAUGCCUGUGAGGGGAUCCAGGCCAGGAGGGAUCUGACCAUUGGGACCUACAGGGCCUACCAAGGCCAGCCUUUGUGGGGUGAUCUGCUGAGCGCCCCCGAGGCCGGGUCACACCCUUUCUGCCCCUCCCACCGCGGGCACAGGCAGCCGCAGAGCGUCCCCUCCGCUGGCCUAGAACUGCUUGUGCCACGUGAACCGCUCGGUGCCCACCCUCUGCCUCGCUGGCUGGUGAACUUGCUCUCGGAUGAUGCUGACAAGCUGAAGCUGGUGCUGCAGCUGCAUGGCCCCGUGGCUGUCUACGCCGACGCCUCACGACGCUCCUUCGCCUUCCAUUCCCAGGGCUUCUGCUCUGACAGCAGCUGCAGAGAGUCUGGCCAGGGCUGCCCCGCGCUCGCCAAUCAGAAGGCGAGGCUGGCUCCGGGCACGCCUCCUUCCGUGACGUCACCCAACCGGCCCUGGAAGCCCCGCCCCGUGGCCUUGUUCGGGAAAGGCGGAGAUGGGCGUUUCUCCAGGGCUGGAAAAAAGUCGUGUGUGAGCCGCGAGGUUGAGAAAACACUGCCUCGUCAGCGCUCGCGUUAUAACAUAAGCCCUGAAAAGUACAGAGGUCAGCAGCUAGAGCAGCUGGACCGCAUUGUGUUCCUGGUGGUGUAUGCCUGCUGGAAGAUUACCCUAUUGGCUCAUCAAGAACUCACUGUCGCUGCUGUGCGGCACCAGUGGCUACGUCCUCGUGUCUGCCAAAAACACUUGUGGCAUCACCACGGCCACCAACUGCAUUCCACUGCCACCUGUAGCUGGGCAGCCCUCAGCAGACAUCCUGCCUUUCACCAAGACUUCCCAUCCCCCCCCACCCACACCCGUCUCUUGAGAGAAGCAGGCAAGUACUAUCCAGAGGCCCAGGCAGGGUCAGAGACCUAGUCGGAGUCACACAGAAAGCCUGAAGCAUGAUGGGCCCCAAACCAAGCCCCUGUCUCUGCCCAGGGCUGUUUUCAGGAGGCCUUCCUGUCCCUGACCCCUGACCCCUUGCUUCUGGCCCUGGUGGGUAGAUCUGGUUCUCCAGUGGAUGCAGGUAUGGGUGGAUGGGGGAUGGGCACCACACUGGACAAGGAAAUGUGUGUGAAGACAACAAAAGCAGUAGAAAUGCACCAGUUUGGGUUUUAUAAUUACUCAUCAUGGCUAGGCUGGCAUUCCCCUUGAUACUGGCUUCAGGAAAAAGUCAAUUCAGUAAAUACAUCCUGGGAGAAUGAUUGGGGACAAGGUCUCCUGUGAGGCCAUUCCGCAUACAGCUAAGUAAGCAGUGGGCCCUUGCCAACCACUGGCUGGGGACGGGUCACCUCUCUGGGGCUGGUGUUUGGAGGUAGGAACUUGGAGAUGGACACUUGGGGCUAGAAAUUUGAGGCCAAGUUCUUGGGCUAGGUUCUGGAGCUGGGUUAUGUGGCUGAGUACUUGGACUGGGGUACUUGGGGCUGGGUGCUUGGGCCUGCUUCUUUGACUAACCAAGGCUCCAUUUCUUUAGUGGCCUUAUACAAAUGAGCCCGCCUGCCCCUAACCUGACUCUCCUCUCUGUGGCUUCACAGUGCGUGGGAAAGGUGUGACCCUGCCAGUCUGAGCUGUUUCAUGGAGAUACCAGAGGAAGGGGAAAGAAAAGGCUCCCUUUGGUCUCUCCAGCAGGCCUUCCUGAGUGCUAACCCCCGCAAGCUAGGAAGCCCAAGCUCCCCAAUCCUCUGCCCCUUCCCCCAAGCCAUCUGCUUAAAGGAAGCGGCUUCUCAGUUCCUCACAGGAAGCCGCAAGCAUCCUCUGCCUCACCUCCUACCAGCUGCUAUUGACCCAGGCCCUCCAUUGGCCCAGGUCCUCUUCCAGACUGGACCUAGGAAUACUCUGUUCCCAGCUCCAUCCUCUGCUGCUCAGCCAAGAAAAGGUGUAUAUGGAGUCCUUCUCAUUUCCUUCAAACCUCUGUGGCUCAGGCUGUGGGUAAAACCUGAUCACAGAGGCCCUCGAGUGCCAUGCUCAGGAGCUUGGUGAUCCCAGAGCUGUAGGACUGAGUAUCUGGAAGGGAGAGGAGAGAACAGGCCUUGCAUGGAUCCCCAGGAUGGACCCCUCCUGAGAGCUUCUGGAGUGUCUGCUGCAGAGCAGAGGUGGUGUCUGAUUCAUCUCAGUCUCUGGAGUCCAUUCUGGGGCCUGCCCCAGGGAGCUGGCUGCUGGUAAUUAUGGAGGGGCUCCUGGGUUGAGAAGAUUCCAGGAUGAAGCUGUACUGCCACCUGGUGGCCGCAUUUGUAUAUAGCAUUAAGGGAUGUGGGAGCCACUGCAGGGAAGGGAUGUGAGUGGAGUUUCAAGGGUAUGAGAGUGGAGAAGCCCUUAAAGAAUAAGGAAAAUCUCUAGAUAAAGGGAAGACGCUUAUUAAAGAGAAAGACACCCCUAAAUUGAACAUUUGGGAAAUACAUUCUGGGUCUGGUGAGAAUCCAACUUCUCCCUGCCCCAUUUUACAGAUGAAGAAACUGAGGUCCAGAGAUGAUGACAGAGGAUCUCAACAUUUUACAGCGAGUCAGCCACAAAGAUGGGAUCUAUUUCUGGACUUGUCCUAGGGUGUGGUCCCAGAAUGCGGAGUCACCCGGCUAGUUUCUAGCCACCCUUAUUUGUGACCAAACAUGACAUCUCCCAGUGUCGUUACCCACCUUAAUCACCAAACUUGGCACCACAGGGUGGCUUUUGGCUGCUUCCAAAAAUAAAAUCUACCCUCAGAGGGCUGGGAUCUGACACAGCUGAGGGGAUUCAGAAGCCUGCACUCCAAGCUCAGCAGUCGUCUUAGAGCAGGAAGGGCCCAGAGGCUACGAUGCCCUCUCCUCGUUUUACAAAUGAGAAAACUGGACUCUGAGAGGGCGACCAGCUUUCCCCAGGUGACCCAACCCUGGACUCAGCCAUGUGUCUCUGAAAGUCCAUGGAGCACCUGUUGCAUUAGUCAAUUCUGUUCGGUGACCAUCAUCCUGCCUCAUGCUUUGUGAAUGGGAUGAUGUGGUCUGUGCAUGCUGACAAGGGUGAGUGGGUGGAUAGAAGGAGAUGGAAGGUGAGGAGGUGUGACGGAGGGAGCAGGGAGAUCAUGGAUGUUUGGGGGGUGUCUUAGUCAUCUAGUGUGACUGUAACAGAAUACAAGUGGAUGGCUUUAAUAAACAAAAGUUUAUUCUCUCACAGUCUAGUAGGCUAGAAGUCCAAAUUCAGGGCAUUAGCUCUAGGGGAAGAGUUUCUCUGUUGGCUCUGGAGGAAGGUCUUUGUCAUCAAUCUUCUCCUGGACUAGGAGCUUCUCCAUGAAGGAACCCCGGGUCCAAAGGACGUGGUCUGCUCCUGUCACUGCUUUCUUGAUGGUGUGAGGUCCCCCUGUCUCUCUGGUUGCUUCUCUCUUUUAUAUCUCUUGUAAGAUAAAAGGUGAUACAGAGCACACCCAAGGAAACUCUCUUUACAUUGGCUCAGGGAUGUGACCUGAGUAAAGGUGUUAUAAUCCACCUUCAUCCUCUUUAACAUAACCCAAUCUUGCCUCAUUAACCACAGGCUGAGAUUAGGAUUUACAACACUUAGGAAAAUUAGAGGACAAUCACACAAUACUGUGAAUCAUUGCCUAGCCAAAUUGAUACACAUAUUUUGGGGGGACACAAUUCAAUCUAUGACAGGGGGCUCCUUGUUUGUGCACUGCGAGCUCCAAGUGGGUGGGAACUGGGUCUCUUCCACUGUAUGGUGCCUGACACAGUGCCUGGCACAGACCAGCGCCCCGUAAACGGCUGCAGUAAAAAGGCAAAGAGUUCUCCCACACAGCUCCAAAGGGAGGCCGCACCUCUGUGGGAGGUCAGGUCUCCUCUCAAGGGGCUGGUCUUUUCCAUUGUCAUUCAUCCUGAGAAUUGCUGAGGCCUCAGAUCUCAAACCCUGGGGACAUAGUUGCCCACCUUUCUCUGGCCUUGAUGUCCUUCAAGGGCAUAAGAUGCCAGGGUGUAUGCUCCUGGGUUGUUAGUUGCUGUCAAGUCAAUUCUGACUCAUGGCAAUCCCAUAUGUGCAGAGCAGAACUGCUCCAUAGGGUUUUCAAGGCUGUGACAUUUUGGAAACAGAUCACUAGGCCUGUCUUCUGAGGAAUCUCUGGGUGGGUUCAAACUAUGAACCUUUUGGCUAAUAGUUAAGAGCUUAACUGUUUGCAUCACCCAGGGACUCCAUGCUUCUGGGUGAGGGCCCUAAUUUGGUGUGCACCCUUUGGAGAUAGGCCAGGAAAAGCAGGGCCUUCGAGCCCCAGAGAACAAGCCCUGGCUCCAAAGUUGGAUUAUCUAAUUCCUGCUUGUUAUUUGGCUAUUUACUCUUGAUUUUAUGCAGGUCCUUAAUAGUUACAACUGACAUUGCAAACCCUCAUGGCAUAAUGGUUAAGAGCUAUGGCUGCUAACCAAAACGUCGGCAGUUGGAAUCCACUAGGCACUCCUUGGAAACUCUAUGGGGCAGUUUUACUCUGCCGUAUAGGUCACUAUGAGUCAGAAUCAAUUCAACAGCAAUGGGUUUGUUUUUUUUUGUUUUUUAACAUUGAAUUAUUGAAUGCUCACUAUGUGCCAGUCAAGCAGCAUGCUAAAACCCUUUUCAUUCAUUAUCUAAUAUCAUAACAACAACCCCUAGGCAGUAGGUACUAUUAUUAUCUCAGUUUACAGAGGAGGAAACUGAGUCACAGAGAGAUGAAGAAAAAGCUUCCCUAAGAGCACAUAGCUAGGAGGUGACAGAGAAGGACAUGAACCCAGGUCUGUGGGAUUCCAGAGAAUUCUUGACUGUGAGGCUCCACUGACUUAUCUGAGAAUCCCAGCCUUGUAUGUGCUAAAGAACACUACGUAAAGGGUUAGAAGCCUGUGUCUGUUUGGGCCACAGUGUUAAAGGGGAUGCAUGGCCUCCUCUUCCCCAUAGGCCUGCUCAAUAUGGACAUCGGUAUCAUGGGGGUGGGGGCCAGGGAAAAGGUCUGGGAACAGGAGAUCCAGCCCCCACUUUCCAUGAGGAUUGGGGAGGGACAGAUGGAUGGGAGUGGAGGAGACUGGCCUCAGGCUGAAUUCUCACAUAUAUUGAGCCCCUACUGUGUGCCAGGCAUGUACCCAGAACUGGGAAUGAGAUUAAUUCGACACAGUGCCCUCCCUGAAGGGGCUGGGAGACACAUGCUUAUGUCCCUGGAUGUUAACCUUCCAGACAGAGGUGAAAUUAACAGGUCUCAAGGGGGUGGGAUGUUUGAGACCCACCUCCUUCCAAGGGCAGAAGCCCACUGUACUUGCCCCUCUGUGAAUGGCCCUGGCCGAGGCAGGACUUUGCUUGGGCUUGAAUGGUGAGUGAGCAUCACAUCACGUCAGGGGGUUCAGCACCAGCUUCUGCUCUUGGACACAAGCUGCGGAGUUAGGAUUUGGGACACAGACAGUGCCCCCACCAACUCUGCUACAAACAGAACUUCUCUGGGGCCCCGGGGCAAGCCAGCUGUGGCAAACAUUGGAACUGGGGCUCCAGUAAGCAGGCUAGGGCCCACCCCACCCACACAUGCACAAACACUUAACUGCAAAAGAAUUUCUGGAUUAUAAGAGGGGCUGGGUGGGGGAGGCCUGAGGGGCAGCUGCCUUGGAACUGCUCCUCACUGUUUUUCUCCAUUGUGGGGAGGAGGGCUCCAAGCCUCUCGAUGUUAUAGCCCUUUUGUGAGCAGCUUUUGUGGUUCACACGCGGUCACUUGUCUGGGGUGCAGGUCUUCCCAGGAGGGCUGGGCUAGCAUUGAGGAAGGUGUGCCCACUCACAGACAGUCCCACCUCUCUCCACCAGUGCUGGAACCGGCCCUCCCCUUCAGUGCCAUUUGAUUUCCAGGCCUUCCUCUUUGCCUUUCCCCUGGACAGGCCUCCCAAAGUUCAAAUGUCCCUGACAGGGCCAGGGCUGUCCUUCCCUUCCCAUCCAGAAGGCCUAUGCACUUCAUGUGCAAACCGUCACCCUGUCCCCAGAGCUCUGUUACAUACCCCUUCCCCAGGGCAAGGGGGCUGGCCUUGUAUUCUCUAUCUGAGGGAGACCACUCUAGUUCCUCUUCAGGGAAUGGAGAUCUGGCCUCUGCAUCUCUGCCUAAUCAGAGCAGCAGCUGGAAGCUUUUCUCACUGAGAACAAACUGAGCUCUGGCUCCCCAUGCACCCUGAAUAGGGAUGUCUGAGUUGGGUUUGGAAGGAUAGAAGGGAGUUUUUUAGGUAGGUGAAUUUCAGAAGGACGUUCCCGACAGAGAGAGCAGCAUGAGAGACAGUAUCAGCUGGUUGUGUUCCAGUAGCUGAGGAUGGCUUUGGGGGAAAAUGAGGGUGUGGGAGUGUGGAUGAGGCCGGCAAGAGCCAGAUCUUGUUGGAUCUUCUCAUAGCAAGGGGAUUCACAGAAAGACAAAGUGUUUUCUAAGAGGAGUUUAUUUUGUUUUCUCAUCUAGGUCAUUGAGGAGACUGACAAGAAAGCUCUGAACUCCAACUGGAAGAGGGAGGGCAAGGAGGAAGGAGGGAGUCCUGGGAGCUGCUGCUACUCCUCAUCAUCCCCUUCUUCCUUCCCACUGGCAAGGGUCUUAUGGGCCACGUAGCCCAGACCGGCACCAACCUUGGCCAUGACGGCACUGCCGCCACCGGUAGCCCCUGUGAAGCAAGCACAGAAGGGUCACUGGUUUCUGGGAAUCCAAAUGUCUGGAAAUCACUGGUUGAGCCCAAAAAGGCCUUGAGGGGGAAGGCAACGGCUGCGAAGUGAAUCUUAUUUCCCGCUUACUUGCCUCUCAAAUCAGAAAUGUGUUUCAGAGAAGAAAAAGACACAACUAAUGGCUCAGUCUGUGGAGCUGUACCUCAUGUCUGCGAGGAACACACUGUGUUACUAGUAACGCUAAUGACAGCCACCUUGUGGAGACCUCACUGUGUGGGUGCUGGGAGGUUCACAAACAAGAGGUCCUUCAUCCUUGCUGCAGCCCUGGGACCUAUGAGAGGACAACCAUCUUAUAGCCAACUGGAGAGUGUUCCUAGCCCUGUCCGCUCCCUUCACCCCGUCACUGCAGGGUGUGGUCUGGCCAGGGCCUUCCCCCUGCCCCCUCUGAGAAGGCUCCAUGCUGCCCAACUGGUUCACUGGGCUUUUGCCAUCCAUAACUGAGAGAGAGAUGUGAGAGUUCAGGGAGCCAGAGGGGGAGUUUGUCAGGGGUGGUUUUUCUCCAGGAUUUUAGAGGCCUCAGAAAGAGAGGGAGAGGAGAGGAAAUGAGAGAUAAGGGAAGGAGGAAGGAAAGGGGAAGGGAGGAGGGAGGGAGGAAAAGAGAAAGGGGAGGGAGGCAAAGGGGGAGAAAGAGGGAAGGAGGAAGAAGGGGGGAGGGGGAUGGGGAGGGAAGAAUGGGGGAAGGGAAAGGGGAGGUAGGAGGAAAGGGAAGGGGUGGGAGGAGGAGAAGGAGGAAGGUCAGAGGGAGGGGGAGAGACAGAAGUUUUGUAUCUUCCUUUUCCAUGGUAUUCAAGAAACUCAAGUUAAGACCAGGGGUGGUGUGAGCUUGAUUUGAGUUGUUCGAUCGUGUUUCUUUGCCACUAUGACUCUCUGAAAUCGAGCAUGCUAAAUGCUAAAGGGGGAUGAUUUUCCUGGUUUCCAGAUGAGGGAACUGAGGUUUGUGGUGACUUGGCCAAAGCAUCAGUGGGGCACCAGGCCUCAGAGGCUAAAAGUGAAGCUUCUGGAAUCAGACUAAGUUUGAAUUCUGGCCCUGGUACUAACUAGCUGUGAGAACCUGAGUAAAUUACUUAAGCCCUCGGUGCCUCUGUUUUCCCACCUGUAUGUUGGGGAUAAUAAGAGUGCCCACCUCACAGGGCUGAAUUAGCCAGAGAAAAGGGCUCAGAAUAGUACAGAGGACCAGGUGGCCCUGGUGCCGCCGUCUAAGGGCCUGUGCCCCCACUCACCGAGGCUCUGGAGAGUGGCCACCAGGCCUCCAGCAGGCACACCGCCACCGUUCAGCACCGCAGACCAGCUCAUCAUCCAGGCGGCCAUGGAGUUGGCGGCGAUGCCGGCACUGGUGAAGCCCAGCACCGGCAACCCCGCGGCCAUGAGCCCUGGAGGGAGAGGAGGGGUGAGCGCCCCCGCAGCAGGGUCUCGCCCCACCUGCCCACUCGCGCCCCCAGACGCACCUCCUCCGACCACCAUGUAGGGCAGGGCAUCCCAGAACCCAGAGCCGCUGUCCUUUGACCUGUCAUCGGAGCUCUUGCCUGUUGGGAGAGCGGACAAAGAGGAGUGAAGUGGGGAGGAGGCCACGCACUGUGUCCCGCGCUAAGAUCACUCCCAGAGCUGGAAGCCGCCACCCUCCCGUAAAGGAGAGCGGCAUAGAAGGGGAGGGACUUUACUCCAAGCACCGUGCCUGGUAUGUAGCUGGCAUUGACAACAUUUCGGAGGAAUGGAGAAAUUGACAGAGUAGGAAUUCGAACCUGUGACGCUGGCUAUAGCAACAUUGUGCUGUCCAUUGUAACAGCUUCUCGCUUUCAGAGGCACACCAGAGAUCCUGAAACUGUGCUCAAACCUCCCUCUCCUUCUUUAUCCCACAGAGACUCCCUCCUCCUUCCUACCCACCCCACUGACACCGCCCCCCAGGGCAGAGUUCUUACCUGCCUCCACUCCUAGGCAGGUGAAGAGUAGCAGGUAGCACAGAACGAGCGAUACCGCCUUCUGCCGCAUGGUGGCGCCGCGCACUGGCUUUGUUGCAGGCCCUGGAGUGCGGGAGAAAGGGAGGGGAAGGACCACAGGCCGUCGGAUGGAGCCCAGGACCCUCUCCGGACCUUGGGUUUUCGGAUUCCUCACAGCAACAGUGGGAGUGAGGUUUCUGCCUCACGGGGUGGUUAAGAGAAUUUAAUGAAUGAAAGUUCUGGUACGGUGCCUGCACAUGGUGAGCCUUUAUUAUAAUUAUCAGUGUUCUAGGUUUUGUCAUCACUUGGACAGGGUACUAGAGUAAUCCUCUUCUCUGGGCCUGUUUAUUUAUCCUUCAAAUGGCGGUAUUAAUUCAGCCUCCUUCAGAGCGUGGUUGUCAUUUAGAAACUGUUCACCAUAUAUUCUUAACACUUAGAAGAGGGCCCGGCACAUUAAAAAAAAAAAAAAAAAAAACUUA